AUGGCGCUCAGCCUGGCGCUGGCCGGGCUGUACUUCCACGCGCCGCGCGCCGCGCUGGCCUGGCUGCCGCUGGUGGCGCUCGUCGCGCACAUGCUGGCCUUCAACCUGGGCCUGGGCUCGCUGCCGCUGGUGGUGGUGACGGAGCUGUUCCGGCCCGAGCUGGUGGCGGCGGCGCUCACGCUCAACGGCCCGCUGGCCGGGCUGGCCUCCUUCGCCGUCAGCCGCUACUUCCCGGCGGCGGUCGACGCCUGGGGAGCCGACGUGUGCUUCUGGUUCUUCGCCGCGUCCUGCGUGCUGGGCCUGCUGCUCAUCCUGCUGCUGCUGCCCGAGACCAAGGACCGGCCGCUGGAGGAGGUGCUGGCCCAGCUGGAGGGCGCGCCCGGCAAGCACUUCGCCGCCGCCGGCGCCGCCACGCCCCUCACGCACUCGCGCGAAUCCCCGCGCACCUCCGGGGUGGACAAGUUCCAGAUAAAAUGA
Gryllus bimaculatus (two-spotted cricket) is the source of this 477-nucleotide messenger RNA. The record is from the annotation of a GenBank genome assembly. NCBI's taxonomy places the organism in Eukaryota, Metazoa, Arthropoda, Insecta, Orthoptera, Gryllidae.